UCUCGCGAGAGUUUGGGCUCACGUGACUCCUAACGUGACUUCCCGGUUCCCACCCUUCCCCUUCCUGAUUUUCCAGCAAGUUUUUUUACUCGGAAUUUUGUUUUCACGUUUGCGAGAGUUUAGGACGAUCUAGAGUCACGAUGGCGGGAAGGCUGCCUGCGGUUGUCAUUGACAACGGGACUGGGUACACUAAAAUGGGGUAUGCCGGGAACACAGAGCCCCAGUUCAUCAUUCCCUCGGCCAUCGCUAUCAAGGAAUCCUCCAAGAUCGGCGACCAAUCGCAGCGCAGGGCAGCCAAGGGCAUCGAGGAUCUGGACUUCUACAUCGGAGACGAAGCGCUGGAGUAUCCCAACUACAGUGUGAAGUGGCCGAUCCGACAUGGGAUUAUCGAGGACUGGGAUCUGAUGGAACGUUUCUAUGAGCAGGCCAUCUUCAAGUACCUCAGGGCAGAACCAGAGGACCACUACUUCCUACUGACGGAGCCCCCGCUGAACACCCCGGAGAACCGAGAGUACACGGCAGAGAUUAUGUUCGAGUCCUUCAACGUCCCGGGGCUGUACAUCGCCGUGCAGGCCGUUCUCGCGCUCGCUGCGUCCUGGACAUCACGACAGGUCGGGGAGCGGACACUGACGGGGACGGUCAUCGACAGUGGGGAUGGAGUCACCCACGUUAUACCUGUGGCGGAAGGCUACGUGAUCGGCUCCUGUAUCAAACACAUUCCCAUCGCUGGCCGUGACAUCACAUACUUCAUCCAGCAGCUGCUGAGGGACAGGGAGAUCGGCAUCCCUCCUGAACAGUCACUGGAGACAGCCAAGGCUAUCAAGGAGAGGUACUGUUACAUGUGCCCUGACAUCGUGAAGGAGUUUAACAAGUAUGACACCGACCCCGCCAAGUGGAUCAAGACAUACGAGAACAUCAACGCUGUCACCAAGAAGAACUUCAAGGUGGACGUCGGCUACGAGCGAUUCCUCGGACCCGAGAUCUUCUUCCACCCAGAGUUCUCCAACCCAGACUUCACCACGCCUAUCUCAGAGACAGUGGACAACGUGAUUCAGAACUGUCCUAUUGAUGUGCGGAGACCGCUCUACCAGAACGUGGUUCUGUCUGGCGGCUCCACGAUGUUCCGUGACUUCGGGCGUCGGCUGCAGAGGGACCUGAAGCGACAGGUGGACGCCAGGCUGAAGAUGAGCGAGGAGCUCAGUCAGGGCAGGAUAAAGCCCAAGCCCAUUGAGGUGCAGGUGAUCACCCACCACAUGCAGCGGUACGCAGUCUGGUUUGGUGGCAGUAUGCUGGCUUCUACUCCCGAGUUCUACCAAGUCUGCCACACCAAGAAGGAUUACGAGGAGUACGGUCCCUCCAUCUGCCGACACAACCCCGUCUUCGGCGCCAUGACGUGAGCCGUCAAUCAUCGCCAUAGCAACUAGGUAGCCACACACGGAGGAAUAUUCCCAGGAUUCCAUACGAUCAAGACUAGAACUUUUGUACUGGAAGCAAAAUAAGCGGAUCUUGUCCUAGAUGAGUAAAAGACAAUGUAUACAAUGUGUGUAGAGUUAGGCAGGACAUGAUGUACCGUUUUUCUUAUCUUCAAAAUUUUACCCAAAAUUUGGUACAAUUUGCAGCCCGGACAGGAGAUAUUGUUCUAAAAAUUAAUGGAAGAGCUAGAAAAUUACCCUACAAUCAAACCUGUCAACAAGUUAUUCUCCUUCAGUCCAGUUAUUAUAAGACAUACAAAUGUAGGACCACAUCUCUUCAGGCUCCAUCUGACAUCAUCUGAUCCAGGGUUGUAGCCAGCACCCGUCCUUCCGUCCUUUGACGGAAUUUUGCAGCUGGGGACGGAAAAUAAUCUGCCCGUUCCGUCCUUCCGUGACAGACAGAAAUCAAUAUGUAAACUAAGAUCAUAGAAUAAAACUGUCGCCCUUGUGUAGUUUUUCACCAGAACAGAUGCUGUUGAACAGCUUAGUACACCAACCAAAUUUACACCUCAAAAUGCAGGAAAUAGCUUGUCUGAGGGUCUAGAUUGAAAAAUUUGCCAGGGGAACAUGUCCCCCUUCCCAGACCCUCUUAGGAACGUUGCGCUUUCCGUGUUUGAUAGGAUCGAGGGGACGGAAAGUGAUUUCAGGCUGGCUACAACCCUGAUCUGAACCAUGUUGGAUUUAAGUGUAUGCCCUUAUAAAGGCACACGAAGACGCCAUUACUUAAGCCAAAUUCUAAUUACCAAGACCUAAGUGAAAGGCCUGUAUGUACUGGUAGCUUAAAAGGCUGUAUCAUGCAUGUGUAGGUUUGUAUUCUUUGGGGAGGGGGGCCUACAGAAUUCUAAAGUUUCAGGUUCUUUACCUACAGUUUACGUAAUCUCCAAGCAGAUUGUACGAUAGCAUAAGAUAGUAUCAAAAGCUUCUAAAGGAAUGAAGCUGGCCUAGGAGUGUGUUUGUCUACCGGAGUGGCUGAUGACUCCCUUUGACCAGCUGUACUCCUUAGCCAGCUUUGAUACUAUCUUAUACCACUGGUAAAUCUGCCUGGAGAUAACAGUUUAAGCUCCAGUCAGGUAGACGUUAUUUCUUGCCUUGGUAGUUUAGCUUUAGAGUCAGUCAGAUCAACACAAAAAAACUUGAAAGUCAUGAGAUCUUUGUACAUUGUACCAUUUUUGCUUGUGGCAAAGAUCUGAGAGAUGGCAUUGGCCCUUGUAACAAUUUAUACUUCACCUAAAUCAAAAUCAAUAUAAACUUUAAUAAGAGAAAAUUUGGUAGGCAUUCUGUUGAUAAAUAAUCAGAGCGAUGAAUUUCGGUUCAUGUAUUUAACAUACAUGGGAAAGUUCAGGCAUUGUUCUCUGCAAGUAUUAGUGACAUUAAAUUCUACCUGGUCCAAGAUUAUGAUAUACUUAUUUAAUAGUUAGCAGAAGAAGACCACAUUUAAAUUGCAGUGAUUCUGCUUGCAUAAUGGCAAAGCAUGAUGGGUAUGUGUCCAUCAGGUAUAAGGUAACUUAAAAGGCAAUUAAGGUGGGUUUGGGGUAUCUGCCAAAUAUAGUAGCAUAUUUAUCUACAAGGACUGAUUUUAUAGUUAUGAGAAGUGCAUUUGAUUUUGAUUGAAGAAAUGACACACAUCAAUCAUACGUAGUCAUAGAUGAAUGACUGAAUACUGAAUAAAUCCAGUGAAAAAGUU
Molecule: messenger RNA, 3156 nt
Organism: Branchiostoma floridae (Florida lancelet)
Lineage: Eukaryota; Metazoa; Chordata; Leptocardii; Amphioxiformes; Branchiostomatidae
Product: actin-related protein 3
Exons: 11
Coding region: 141-1397 (418 amino acids)
Biological process (GO): Arp2/3 complex-mediated actin nucleation
Cellular component (GO): Arp2/3 protein complex; actin cortical patch
Molecular function (GO): actin filament binding
Source: RefSeq, a predicted model, not a curated record